Molecule: messenger RNA, 4938 nt
Organism: Acipenser ruthenus (sterlet)
Lineage: Eukaryota; Metazoa; Chordata; Actinopteri; Acipenseriformes; Acipenseridae
Product: ralBP1-associated Eps domain-containing protein 2-like
Exons: 20
Coding region: 128-2302 (724 amino acids)
Biological process (GO): endocytosis; endosomal transport
Cellular component (GO): cytoplasm; plasma membrane
Molecular function (GO): calcium ion binding; protein binding
Source: RefSeq, a predicted model, not a curated record
UACAAGCACAACAUUACUGCAGAGACGUCUUUGCUCUGGACACACAUCGCAUUUUACUGAUCUGGUAGCGCCACUGCUGAAUCGAGCUAUUUAGGGUCGAAAAGGGUUUUUCUUGAAUGUGCCAGGAAUGGAUCAGGGGCCUGGCACGGUGUCGGAAGGUGGAUUUAUAUCCCUGAGUGAAAAUGAACAAAGAUGUUACUCAGAUCUUUAUACUUUGUGCCAAGCUGACAGCUCCGAGAAACUAGCAGCCAGUAAAGUGAGAGAACUAUUCAGAGCAUCCCAGCUACCUGUAGAUACACUUCACCAGGUCACUGAGCUGUGUGGAGCAAAGCGCCUGGGAUACUUCGGUACUGGGCAGUUUUAUGUAGCUCUGAAGUUAUUAGCUGCAGCACAAUCAGGCUUCCCAGUACGGUUUGAAAGCAUUAAAAGUGAAAUGCCACUUCCCAGGUUUGUGGGAAUGAAAAAUGAUGCUGAGCUGCUGAGGUAUCCAAACCAUUCCCAAAACACUGAGAGCCAGGGGCAUCAGCUCGGGAAGCCGCCAAUGAGAAUCGCCCAGCCCAGCCUGGACAGGAACUCCCUGAAACGCACAGAGAGUUUAGGAGAUAAACAGGAGCCCCGGUCGCCUCCACCGUCGCCUCUUAGGUCACCUCCCAAUUCUCCUUCAAGCUCAAGCUACCAGGACAAGCCUCUGAGCUACUCUUACAGGAAACAAUGGAACAGCACAGAACAGCUGACAGCUUCCUGUGAAAGUAAACACCUGAGUCGGCCUCUGCUCCAGCAGCAAGUAUCAUUGCCUAGUAACUAUGGAUCCAAAUCUUCACUCGGGCAUUCUGCAGUCACGCGGGCCCUUUCAGUGGAGAGAAGAGCAGAGGAGGGCAGUGCUGACUACCACGAUGACCCCUGGAGGAUUACUGAAGAACAGCGGGACUACUACACCAUGCAGUUCAAAUCUCUGCAGCCAGACCUCAGCUCACUCAUUUCAGGUUCUGUUGCUAAGAAUUUCUUUACAAAAUCUAAGCUUUCAAUACCUGAACUCUCCCAUAUAUGGGAACUCAGCGAUGUUGACUGCGAUGGAGCCCUGACGUUACCCGAGUUCUGCGCUGCCUUCCACCUCAUUGUUGCCCGUAAGAACGGAUACGCUUUACCAGAAAAACUGCCCCAGACACUGCAGCCUGCUUUUCUGCAAAUAGAUGCAGUGUCUCCCAAGACAAAGCGUGACGGGGUAUUCUUGGGUUCUUAUUCUGAAUUGGUGCCAUCAAGUCAACAGAAAGAACCAGCUCAUUCUGAGCAGUGGAAAGCCAUCAAUGAACUGCUCACUACACCGGCGCCCCUCAUUGUAUUUGAAGGUGAAUCCGGAACUGCUCCACAGGAAACCAACACAUUAGAAUCCACACACUCGCCUUUAUCUGAUAAAAGCACACCGAAGCAAGAGCCAAGGAUUGACAGCUGCAUGUCAGCCUUUAGCCCGAAGAGAAACCCAGCUUUCAAAGACACGUCAGCUGAACACACACCUUUGGAAAAUACCCCGUCUGCUAAGACAGAUCCUCCACAAGAGCUGGAGCACCAAGUAAAGUCAAGAACAAGACAGAGGUCAUACUCCAGCACCUCAAUAGACGAUGCCAUGAAGAAGGUUGAGGAGCCCCCUACGCCACCCCCCAGGCCACAGAAAACACACUCCCGAGCAUCUUCUCUGGACCUCAACACAAUCUUCCAGCAGAAUAGUCAAGGGUUCAAGGGUGGUUGGCUGCCCCCACCAGCUCUCCCUCCAAGGCCUUUGGCAGCACAGAUCCCGCACUUUGUUUCCACCACAGAAACACCUUCACAGCAAAAGCCAGUCCGGAAACUCAACUUCGCAGAUUUCAGCAAAUUCAGUGAAGAGGAAGAAAACGCUGCGAAGAAUGAAGCUCAGGGUCAGCUGGGCAUGGCUGCUGGAAACUCAGAAGAAAGCAGCCCACUUAAAAAAGUAAGACCUGAUAUAUUGCUGGCUCAGCCUCCACUGAAACCAAUCCGCAGGAAAUACCGUCCGGAGAGUCAGAACCUGGACAGCCAGGAUCCCACCCUGCCCCUGCCACCUCCCUCCUCCUCCUCCUCUGCUCCCGGGACCAAACCACAUCCUCCUCUCCAAAAGCAGUCAUCCAGGCAGAAGAGGGCCAUUCAGACUGCCAUCCGCAAGAAUAAAGAAGCCAACGCAGUCCUGGCCAGACUGAACAGCGAACUCCAGCAGCAGCACAAGGAAGCACACCUGGAUAGAAUCGCUUUGGAAACCCAGUUGGAUCAGCUUCGCCCUGUCUCAUACUUAUGACCUUCACAUUCCCUUCUUCUGAGCGGAAAGCCUUCAAGCAAAAAAGAAUCCAGUCUUUUGAAAUAGUGAAGAAAGGACUUGUGUUGUACUGUACAUACAGUACAAUAUGUGCACAGCUCUAACAAAAGCAACAAGGGACAUCUAAAUGUUUUGUUUUUCCUAUUGAAAAGUUAUACUUUAUGAGAGCCAGGGUAGUCCUGUGCACAACUAGUGACAGGGCGGAAUUUGUUCUGUGUACAACCUUUUUUUGUAUUUAUUGUCAUAGCUGGAUAACCCCCUAUGAGAUUUAAGACAUAGCGCUGAUAUAGAUAUGACAGCGCUUUGGAGAAUUUAAUAACGUCUCUCUUGACAGUAACAUGGCUUUAGCUGUGCUACAAUAGCUUGGGGAUAUCUGAGCAUUCCCCUGUCUGGAUGGCAGCACAGAAAACUGUAUCUUUACACUAGAACUGUUGUCACCUUGGACAUCAAAAGAAAGAAACAAGAAAGCAACCAGCAUCCAGUAUGUUCACAUUCUAUUGAUUGUGUGAAUGUAGAUUUACAUUAGUAAUACACUGGCAUGGCAUUAUACAAUACAUACGGGAUACACCUCAAUAGAAGCCUCAGAAUACAGUUGACUAAUGUUAGAUCUGAAAGAGCAUAGAAGGCUGGUUUAGGGAACACAGGAAUAGAAAACCCAUAGUCUUUUAUGGACAGGAAAUUACGGACAAACAGGAACUGAAGGAUAUUAGUUCUUUCCCCAAUACAUAUAAUGGGUACAGUUAAGGAAGCCAUCAGCUUGAUACUAGAGACCCCUGGAUCUCUUAACAGUCUCCUACUACUGCUGGCCCCGCUUUAGUCUUUCCCAACCUAUGCUACUACUGAACACUGCCAGCUACACAGCCUGACUGACUGCAGUACUACCAUUCCAAAGCAUGUUGGCAUGACAGUUCAUCUUUUGCCAGUGGUGAGAGUAAUGUUCUGCAUGUCAUUGGCACACAUUCGAUCACAAACUGUAACAUGACAUAGUGGUGAAAAUAUAAACAAGUUCAAGUUUUUUUUUUUUUGUUUGCACUGUUGGGCUAGAUUUACUAAGCUUUUCCCCAGUGUAAGGUUUUCACCCCCAUGCCCAAUUUGGAAGUGCUACAUGUUGUACUGAGUAGAUCAGAUUUCUACUUUUCGAACAAUCAGCUCAAGCAACUUGUGCAUGUUGUGUUCCUAUUUCCAAGGUUGUUAUUUUAUCUGCACACCACCAGCAAGCAGGCAGCGAAUAUGUAUACACUGUGGUUAAUGGCAACAUGACUGUCCUGCAAUUUCCUUAUAUGUAUUUCCUUACUUGCCAAGCUUGAAUACAAAAAUAGUGCAAACAGAGUACAACAGCAAAAGCUGCCCAUGUAGGUUAUGGGCCUGAUUCACAAUAUUCAAAUGCAGUGUUCUGUGAUGAUGUACAGUGUACCCUGUUUCUAAAUAUGUAAGGGGAGGGGGGUUAAUAUAUAAGUUGACAAAUGAAAGCAGUAAUCCUGGCCGUUCCUGCUUCUUACAUUCUGUUAAAUGCCUCUCUCCCUGUCAAAGCUGAUAGUCCAUCUCCCCAAUGCAACCCUUACAGAUACAGUACCUGACUGAUUAUUUCCCCUUUAGUCCUGAUUUUGUAUUUGUAUUUUAUUCUCUAAGCAGAAAGUGAAAAUCCAUGAGUGAUGUGACCAAAUGUAUGGCCCCAGGGCCUGAAGGGGAUAUUUUUCUGUUGUUUCACAUUCUAGUCAUAUGAGCUGUUUAAAUACUGCAGCUCUAUCGCCCAUGUGUGGGCCAUGCCUAAUGACUUCCCCACCCUGGAUCACAAUGCAGCGUGGUUUCUGAAUCACACACCCCAGCAGUAGCAGUAGGAAAGAUCUGAUUCCACAGCCACGUUUAUUGUUUACACUUAAGACUAACUGGUUUAUAUCCAGCACAAAGUUUAGAUGGAAAUUGUAUUCUUUAUACCAAUCACAAAGGGGCCAAUAUUCAGAAUACCUAACCUGUGAACCGUUGCAGCUGCAGUAAACAGCAUACAUACAAACACAGUGCACUUGCAGUGUGCAUUUCAUAACAUAAAAAGCUUUCAUUUGGUGAUUACAUGUGCCAUUUCAGAACACAUCUAUGCUAACUACAUCCUAGGGUUAAUUCUUAGCACAGGCCAUGAGAAGAAGACAGCUUGAUCAGAUGAACAAGGGGAGGACUCCUGUUCCCCUGUGGUAAUUAGGUGGGAGACGACUAGGUAUUGCCUUGUUUGCGCAGUGAACUUGGCAGAAGAAUGCACUAAUUAUGGGAUUAGUCAUUGCAUCAUUUGUAAUACUUCACAAAAACAGAUACCGAACACUUAAGGAAUGUCAUGUGACUGGAUCCGAAACAGAAGCCAACAAAAGCUUGUUGAAAAAUAUUUUUUUCUAUGCAAAAUUGCGGUGCUGGUACUUAAUUGUUAUUCCCUUUCCUUUUUUUUGAUACAUGUGUGUACAUUUGUACUUUGGUAUAUGUAAAUGAUAUCUAGCUUACAGAGAAUGGUUAUUUUAAUGUGAAUUUUAAUGGGUGUGGUUUGCAUUGUCUGUGAAGAGACACAGGCCAUACUGCUUUUAAGAAUGUAAAUCAAAGUGAAGUCUAAUAAAGCUGACAUCUUCUCAACUAAGUAA